Molecule: messenger RNA, 5988 nt
Organism: Cololabis saira (Pacific saury)
Lineage: Eukaryota; Metazoa; Chordata; Actinopteri; Beloniformes; Belonidae
Product: LIM and calponin homology domains-containing protein 1-like
Exons: 27
Coding region: 210-4079 (1289 amino acids)
Biological process (GO): positive regulation of stress fiber assembly; regulation of focal adhesion assembly
Cellular component (GO): stress fiber
Molecular function (GO): myosin II head/neck binding
Source: RefSeq, a predicted model, not a curated record
GACAGCAGAGCAGCUGCUGGUCGCUCGUGUCUCCGGCGCUGCUGCUGCUGCUGCUGCUGCUGCUGUCAGACUCAGAGCGACAUCAGGCGGAUGAGAGCUGGCUGACAGACACUGACUAACUUGUCCAGGCGGAAUAACGCGUCCCUCUGCUGCUCCUGCACAUUUCUGCCGGGUGUUCCCACUUGAAGAGCAGCGCCAGGUCCUCGUCCAUGGCCAGCCCGGUGGCAGAGACAGGACAGUCUCCUCAGCACCCGCGGGACGCGGCGGCCGCAGCCUGCGCGUCCCGGGAGGCGCAGACCUGGAUCGAGGCCGCAACAGGAAGAUGUUUCGGUGACAAGGAUUUCCGAGGAGGUUUGGAGAAUGGCAUACUGCUUUGUGAGUUGUUGAGCUCCAUUAAGCCUGGCCUCGUGAAGAAAAUUAACAGACUUCCAACACCCAUCGCUGGCCUGGACAAUGUCAGUGUGUUUCUGCGCGGCUGCGAGGAGGUAGGACUGAAGGGCUCCCAGCUGUUCGACCCUGGAGACCUGCAGGACACGUCAACGCGUCCCACUGCCAAGGGAAGUGACUGCAGUCGAAGGCUCAAGAAUGUUUUGAUCACCAUCUACUGGCUUGGUCGUGCCGCCAACAGCUGCACCUCGUACAACGGGCCCACGCUGGACCUGAAAGAGUUUGAGGGCCUGUUGUCACAGAUGCGAAAGGAGGCAGAGGAGGCAGAAAGCCCUCAGCGCAGCAUCCGGGACAGCGGUUACAUCGACUGCUGGGACUCUGAGCGCAGCGACUCUCUCUCUCCGCCACGCCACGGACGCGAGGAUUCAUUCGACAGCCUGGACUCCUUCGGCUCUCGCUCACGACAGACCCCGUCGCCAGACGUCCUGGUCACCCGCGGCAGCAGUGAUGUCCCACCUUUCUUCCCCGCAUUAGGCCGUGGCAGUGACUCGGAGUCAGACGGCCCGCUUCACAGGAAGAUUCCAGACGUGCAUAAGGAUGACAUGCUGGCGCGGCGGACGUCGGUCAGCGAGCCUCGAACCGCUCUGCCCUUCAACCAGUACCUGCCCAACAAGAGCAACCAGAGUGGAUACGUGCCAACGCCGCUGCGCAAGAAAAAGAACGACAAAGAGGAAGCUGGAGGCAAGAGCUGGAGUACCGCCACGUCGCCUGUAGGGGGCGACAGACCUUGUAGAUGUAUCAGUCCCAGUGCGGUCCCUAGCUUAGUGGUCCCACCUGGAGAGGACAACGGUCCGUCCUCCAGCCCACCCCUCAAUCCUCCUAUACAGAUUCUGGAGGACGAGGCUCAAAAGGAAGGGAGGCUCACUGCAUCCAUAUCCUGCACUGAGAUCCAUGCUGUGGGUGUGCGGAGGAGAAGUGAGCCUCUGCCCGUUAGUCUCCUCCACCCCCUCGUACGUCCCGCGGGGGAGACCGUAGCGCGUCUGAUGGUCACCUCAGAUCAAAGGAGUGUGAGUAUGAUUGACAUGCGUGGUGACGAAGACACGCUCUUGCAGCCGCACAGUCAGGUCCGCCAUGAGCUGAUGCACAACCAGUACAACAAGAUGAAGGAGGAGGAGAAUCACUGGCAGGACGACCUGGCCAAGUGGAAAAAUCGGAGGAGGAGCAUUUCACAGGAUCUGAUUAAAAAGGAGGAGGAGAGAAAAAUGAUGGAGCAGUUGAUGUCACACGGUGGUACUUCUCACCGGAGAAAAAGCAUCAAAACCUACCGAGAGAUAGUGGAAGACAAUUUCAUGAGGGAGCGCCGUGAGGACGAUCUACGGCUGGCGUACCGGAAAGCCAGGACUCCGGAGGAAGCAUCUGCCCUUCUCCAGGGUUACGCCCAGCGCUUCGCCAUCAGCGAGUCGGUCCUGGAGCGGUUGCAGCUGCCAAAGCUCCUGGACCGGAGCGUCUCUGCCGAUCCCGCUUUCUCCACCUCGCCCUUCUCCGUCUCCCUGGCAUCCUCCCCCACGACUCCAGACCCCUUUGACAUGGACCCUAACGGGCCCAUGAAGUACCUGCGACAGCAGUCCGUCCCCACUCCCAAGUUCACAUCCACGUUGGAGGCACGGAUCGAAGAGUUUCCCAAAGACUCGCACCAGCGGCCCCAGAUUCGCUCUCGCUCGUCUGAACCGCCGUCGACCCGAGCCCUGUCGCCCAAACCCGUGCCUUUAUUAAUGCCCAAGCCUUACGUCCAGACCCGGGCUGCAGCCGCGGAAACAUGGAACAACAAGGCUGAUGGUUUGGUCCGAGUAAACGGCGACAUUGGAAAUGGCACCAUUCCCACGAAGCUGGAGAAUCCAGGAAGGGAAUCCCCUCCUCAAUUCCAGGCGUCUCCUUCUAAAUCCCCAAACGCCACCGUGGAGGCUCCCUCGUCGGCUCCCUCGCCGGCUCCCUCGCCGGCUCCCUUGCUGGCAGCCGCGUCGGCUCCCUCGCCGGCUCCCUCGUCGGCUCCCUCGCCGGCCGCAGCCUCGCCGGCAGCCUCGCCGGCAGCCUCGCCGGCAGCCUCGCCGGCAGCCUCGCCGGCAGCCUCGCCGGCAGCCUCGCCGGCAGCCUCGCCGGCAGCCUCGCCGGCAGCCUCGCCUCCUCGCAGCCCACAGGCCUCCAACGACCCAGGAAGUCCGGCGUCAACGGCAGCCGAGGAGACGCAAGCCAGCGCAGAGGCAUCCCCUGAGGAGACGGUCCAAGAGGAUGCUGAGCGUUCAAGCCCGCCACCCAGCCGGCCCACUUCUCUUCCAGCGGAGUUGCAAAAGCAGGAAGAAACCUUUGGGAAAACUGCAGGCGUGGCGGAUGCUGCUCCAAAAGAAGAGAAGUUAGUUGCUGUGGUUCAACAAGCGCCACCUGCAGAAGCCAAACAAGAGCAAGAGAGCACUGAACCUUCCAGUGAAAACACACAGCAAAAUCAGCCACCACCCUCCACGAUCUCUCUUCAGGGCAGCAUUUCAUGUUCUAAGGAACCGUCACAGAAAGCGGAGAUGGCGCCGACAUCAAAUGCACCGCUAUCAUCUGGAUGUCAUCCUCCAGAGGAAACGGAUUUUGAAAUCAGUGUCAGUUCUCCGCAGGCAGCCAGCAAGCCUAAAUUACGCACGGAGUUCUUCGCUCCACCAGAAGAUGCAGAAAAGGAUCGUCAUGGAAACGUGUCAGUCCCGGUGUUGCCCCAGGCCAGGCGGGGAGACCGCUGGUCUUGGGACCCGGACGAGGAGCGAAAGCGUCAGGAAAGGUGGCAGCAAGAGCAGGAGCGCAUGCUGCAGGAGAAGUACCAGCGUGAGCAGGAGAAGCUGAAAGAGGAGUGGGAGAAAGCGCAGAGGGAGGUGGCGGAGGAGGAGAAGAAGUAUCAUGAGGAGGAGCGUAAAAUCCUGGAGGAAACGGUGAUGCCUCUGACACCCCGCUCCUCAGCCCUGCCCUCCCCCAGCCGGGGGGAGCUCUCCUCCACCCCCGAGCCGCAGGACACGAUCGUCCGCUCGCUGGCUGACUGGGAACGCAAACAGGAACUGCUGGAAAGACAGUCUAGGGGGAGCACGGAGAGUGCAGAGUGGAGACGGAGAGAGAAUGACAGGACCAGCGACAUCAGCACCGCUGACGACAGCAUGAAAACAGCCAAAAGCUUGGUUAGUCAGAGCAGCAGUCAGACAGAAAAGCCUGGUCACAGCCUUCACAAUGGCCAAAAACUUCCUGCAACGAUGGCCAAACCCUCAACUCCGGUAAAGAAACAGGAGCCCCAAGCAGACGGCAAACGAGCCAGCCGGGCUCCUGGAGAGAGAAGGAGCGGCCCCAUAGAUAAUAACAUGGGCUGCAGCUCAUCAAAAGCUCCGUCUGCAUGUCCAUCAGCCCCAGACACGCCGCCUCCAGCGACCAACAGGUCCGUGAGCGGGAAGAAGCUGUGCUCCAGCUGUGGUCAGCCGCUAGGGAAAGGAGCAGCCAUGAUCAUAGAGACCCUCAGCCUCUACUUCCACAUCCACUGCUUUAAGUGUGGGGUCUGUAAAGGACAGUUAGGCGACACAUCCACUGGGACGGACGUCCGGAUCAGAAACGGCCUCCUGAACUGCCAUCAGUGCUACAUCCGCUCCCGCUCGGCUGGACAACCAACAACAUUGUGAUGCUCGACGGAAAAGCACAAGGUUCAAAGAAGAAACCUCAUCGCUGUUUUAACCUGAUUAUCUGCAAUUCAUGUCCUCCGCAGCGUGUCGGGAUCUUUGCUUCCCCUGCAGCUCAAUAACCACUAAAGAUUCAUCAUGUGGGCCGGAUGGGGAUCUGGGGACACUCAAACAUUAUAUAUAUAUAUAUAUAUAUAUAUAUAUAUAUAUAUAUAUAUAUAUAUAUAUAUAUAAUGAAUGAUCAGUGUUUGUUAUCGGAUAGGUGAUUGAAAUCUGGAUUUAACUGUUUCAUCAUGCAGCAACAAAGAGAGCCUGUUCUUAGGCAACAAUCAUGUUGAAAGAAAAUAAAAAUGCAAUGUUUGCAGGUGCCUCAAACAGAUCUAGGUUGUUGAUGCCUGUUGCCGUAAGACUGAACACAAACACUGACAGAAAAAAUGUGAAUAUUUACCUUUUCUGGUCAAAGUAAUCCCAACAAUACAAUACAUUUAGUUUUAAAAAGGACUUUAGUUGGAUUGAUUAGAUUUCAGAAGCAGGACAGAAAUCCAGAAGUGUGGUCAGGCAGCUCAGAGUAGAUUUUGUUUAGUAUCUUCAAAAGUCUGGUUCUAAAAUAACACAAAUAUGUCCCAUUCAGUUAAGUAAUGAAAUUAGUAAAACGUGCAAUAAAGGUCACUUGUAGUCUUCUGUUCACACACAAAUGCUAUACACAGUAAGUAUAUUUUUGUGUUUCUUUGCCCACAGUGCACUGGCCUCUCUUGUUCUGCGCAGACUAAGAUUAGAUUCUAACUGUAUGGAUGUAGGCUCAUUAUUAGGGCAAUGACACAGUUUAUGAGCUGUCUUUGUGCUUUUGGGUCACAGCCGGUUGUUGCCCGUCCAGUUUGUCAGCUUGGAAAGUCGACUUUAAUGUGCCUUAGGAAAGCAAGGUGAUGCAACAGCUAUGUGGUGUUUUCUUUGUCCAUAUUUUUUUUUUCCAUUUACUUAUUUUUUAUGGAAAAGGUUUGGCCAAAUUUUAACUCUUUACCUGCAAUCAAGCAGGCUGGAGUCCUUUUGUCACAGAAGAAAUACUAUUUGCUUUCAUAAAAUCAAACAAUUUCAUAUCCUCUCUGCAAUUUGUAAAGGAAACACAACACAGGAAAUACAUUUGUUGUCCUUUUGGAAAGCUACACAGUAUACAGUGUGUACUGGGUACUGCAGGGGAAACAUGGGUUUAAUUUUGAAUGUUAUAUUCAACUGUGAUAUAGACAUAUAUAUGCUAAUAUUGAGGUCAUUUUGAUAAUUGCUCAGUGGUAGAUUUCAUUUAUUCCUUUGAAAAUAUUUAAAAAACACAAAAAUCACCAGAAAAUGUUACAUCUAGUGAAACAGCAGAGGUCAAAUGAACACAUACCAGCAGCAGUUGCUCCUGUGCAAUAUUUGGAUGGAUGAACACUGAAGAUGUGGGCUGCCAGCUUCACAUUUUAAGUCAUUUGCUUCUUUUUUAAAUGGUAUGAGAAGAGCUCCAUCGCGCGUUGUGGGGAAAAAAAGAAUAGCAUGUUUAAGCCUAAAACCAAAUGAUUUGCUGUAUGAAAGCAAAGUCGCAGCCUCCUUUUCCUCUUCCUCAUCUGCGUCCUAUAGCCAGGCUUCUCCUCCGGGGUCAUCCCUCUGAUCUGCAGUAUUUUUAAUCUUCUGUUCCAAUUGUGUAUUUUUAUUUCUAUCCUCCAUUUAGUUAUGAAUAAAUCUCAGCUAAGUCUUUAUAGCGGGAUCUUUGAGACGAGGCUCUGUAUUCAGACAGUUUUAACAGGAUAGGUUGGGGAAUUAAAUCCUUUUUGCGUCUGUACUGUAUUUAUUGUAAUAUUCACCAGAACACUAUUCAGAAUAUAGAUUCAUCUGAUGUUUAAAUGCAAUGGCAUUUACUAUGGCAUACUGUAUGUUUAUAAAU